Halichondria panicea is the source of this 1608-nucleotide messenger RNA. RefSeq names its product influenza virus NS1A-binding protein homolog B-like. The record is from RefSeq and is a predicted model, not a curated record. Gene Ontology annotation, molecular function: protein binding. The transcript has 3 exons. Bases 193 to 1470 code for a protein of 425 amino acids. Lineage: Eukaryota; Metazoa; Porifera; Demospongiae; Suberitida; Halichondriidae.
GUACAUAUAAUUAUGUAGAUCUACCCUAGCUGCAAUUAUAAACGCGGUUAAAUACCGGCUGGAUACGUUAUACAGCAUGAUACAGAUAUAUACAUGUACAGGGCUGUAUAUAGAUCUACAUUAAAGUGUACGUGUCAGAUCAUAUUAUAGAUUGAAAGACUCGACUAAACAAAGUAACGAAGACAAUUAUUAAUGGCUGUAAAUCGACACGCAAUCGAGCAAAUUCACAUCACUGAGAAUGAAGAGGAGGAGGUUGUGAUGAAGGACUCGGCAAUCCAGGAGAAAGCAGGAGAAAUUGAGGCACUGGCGGAGGAUAAAAGACGACAAGAUGAAGAAAGUGAAAACACUGUCGAGCGUACGCAGUUGGUGCACUCUGUGGAAACUAAUCAACUCUUAUUGGAGAAUGAAGAUCUUAAAGGUCAACUCGAAGAUGUAAUUGUUGCCAAAGAUUUGAUUAUUACUAACAAAGAUUCGAUGCUUACCACCAAAGACACCUCACUUCAGAAGAAAGAAGAUACCAUAGACUUCCUGACCAGCAAACCACAGUCCCUACAGGUUCAGUUGUCCUACAGUCAGUGCUCUGAGGCUCCAGUGGAGAUGUCUAGUGGGCAAGCGGUAACCAUCAAUGGCAAGGUCUACUAUGGUGGAGGAUUCUGCGAUGACGAUGAUGACGAGUACUGUGUCCACUGUUACGAUCCGCCACAAGACGUUUGGUCAACUCUGCCCAGACUUCCUGUACGCUAUUUUGGUCUAGGAGAAGUCAAAGGUGAACUGGUAGCAGUUGGUGGUGCAGAUUCAUUCCGCUCUAAAUCCAACAUGGUACAUGAGUUUAACAAAGGAAGGAAUUGGAAACAGACGAUCCCACCCAUGCCCACAACGAGAGCUUGGCCAGCAGUCGUUAGUCUCCCAACACAUCUGGUUGUAGCAGGAGGUUUGAGAUUCCUUGGUGCCCUCACUGAUAAGGUUGAGAUCUACAACAUCAGCACCUCCCAGUGGAGCGAGACAGACAAACUACCGUAUGCUUGCGAGGACCAAAGAGGAAUUGUCUACAACAACACAGUGUACCUAAUGGGGGGAAGUGCCGUCAAUCAUCUAAACAAGGUGUGUGCUGCUCAAGUCGACAAGCUCAUCUCAGCAGACCAUCAGGACGAUGGGAGUGCCAAAAAAUCCGACUCUGUCUGGAAUACAAUAUCCAACACACCGUCUUACGCGCCCUCCCCUGUAACGAUAUCCGACACCCUCUUCGCUAUUGGUGGAGUGGAUAGUGAAAGAAAAGCCAUUCAAAGGAUCUACGCCUACUCAUCCUCGAUGGAUUCCUGGCUCUACGUUGGUGAUCUACCAUCUCCUAUAGCAUUCGCUGCCACUGUGUCACUGUCUCCAACAGAGUGCCUAGUGAUUGGGGGAGAUAACAAAAACGAUGAAUACAAAUCAACUGUUCUUAAACUUUCGCUCAAAAACGUUAUGACAUAAAAACAGUCUGUGAUUAUUAAUUUUCUUGGUAUGUGAUUUUUAGAAUGCCUUGUGAUUGGAGGCAACUGCAUGUUCUUAAAAUGUUCAGCAAUUUUUGUGCCAUAAACGCUAGCUUUUAAUGUGAGAUGAUUAGCAAUG